Messenger RNA from Mollisia scopiformis, 1056 nucleotides. RefSeq names its product HIT-like protein. Gene Ontology annotation, cellular component: nucleus. The coding region runs from base 95 to 922 and encodes 275 amino acids. The transcript has 2 exons. Gene Ontology annotation, biological process: single strand break repair; double-strand break repair. Gene Ontology annotation, molecular function: mismatched DNA binding; single-stranded DNA binding; single-strand break-containing DNA binding. The record is from RefSeq and is a predicted model, not a curated record. Lineage: Eukaryota; Fungi; Ascomycota; Leotiomycetes; Helotiales; Mollisiaceae.
CAACUUCAGGUCAACAAUUCAUCGUGAGACUGACCAGCAAACACCUUUUCUGAAACGCCUUUCCUGGACAUUGCAAUCUACCCACGAUAAAAUCAUGGCACACGAAACAUCCAAAGACGCGAUCACGGAGGACGAGAUUGCGGGCACAGCACCUACAGCCUCGUCGUCAGCCUCGCCCGCCCGCAACGCAUUCUCAGCCCUCAUGGCGCCAAAGCGGAAAGCUGCCCCUCCAAGCCCAAAACCUGCGAAGAAGAAAUACAACAAAGACAUGCGCGACGGCCUAGACGAUUACAUCCUCCAUCCCGAAACUUACUCCUCCUCCCGCGUGAUAUACUACGGCUCCGCCUUUGUUGCUAUCAAUGACCUCUACCCCAAGUCCAGCGUACAUACCCUCCUUCUGCCACGAACGGAACAUAAGGAUAUGCAUCCCUUUGACGCGUUCGAUGAUCCUGCAUUCUUGGCUGCGGUACGGGAACAAGUCAAGAAGCUACGGCAUAUUGUGGGCAAGGAACUACAAAGUAGAUAUGGACCAUAUUCUAAACAAGACAUCCCCCGAGAAAAGGUGCUCAACGGGGAAGUCGAGCCCGCAGAAGAUGGCGUUCUACCAGUUGGGAGGGACUGGGACAAAGAAGUUAUGGCUGGAAUACAUGCUCAUCCUAGCAUGAAUCAUCUACACGUCCAUGUCUUGAGUGUAGACAGAUAUUCAGAGUGCCUGAAACAUAGAAAGCAUUAUAAUAGCUUUGCUACGGAGUUCUUUGUGCCGAUUGAGGACUUUCCGUUGGCUAAGGAUGAUGAGCGGAGACAUGGACAUGACUUGAAGCAGGAUAUGAAGUGUUGGAGGUGUGGGAUGAAUUUUGGGAAUAAGUUUGCCAAGUUGAAAGAGCAUUUGGCUGAGGAGUUCAAGGAGUGGAGGAAAGAGUAAGGGUUUCUCGUAUUACGGAUAGGCGUUUGGGAGUGGAACACAGUCUACAGAAGACUCGGAAGGCGUAUCAGGUGGACUCAAAGACAUCUUCAUGAAGACAGAGCAUUACAGACCACAGCAGGAAUUGACAGACG